Oldenlandia corymbosa var. corymbosa is the source of this 3308-nucleotide messenger RNA. NCBI's taxonomy places the organism in Eukaryota, Viridiplantae, Streptophyta, Magnoliopsida, Gentianales, Rubiaceae. The record is from the annotation of a GenBank genome assembly.
AAAAAAAGAAAAAGAAAAAAGAGAGAGAAGGUAAGAAGCAAAAUCGAAUGCGUAACACGUGCAUAGUUUGGCGCGUGAAUUUGAAAGUCAUUGGCCCAGCUGGUAGCGACACGACGGUUUAUCCAAAAAGGGAGCUGUAUAAUUACUACUACCUCAUCCAUCCGUUCAUUUCGAUGGAAACUUUUCAGCGGGACCCAUUCUUCGUUUGAUCUGACGGCUCAGAAUGAGUAACACCCGCGUAGAUGAAUGCGUACAUCGAAGGAAUUUCCCCUCAAAUUAAUAACCCACACACAAACAAAAACCACAAAAACUGGGGGGAAGAAGAGAAAAUUCACUCAGCCAGUUGGAAACCUCAUCUUCCUCCUCUCUUUCUCUCUCUCUCUCUCUCUAAAACUAGCUUCUCAGUUUUCUUCCCUUCAUGUUAUAAUGACAAGAAUCAAUCCGAUUGCUUAAAAUCCAAACUCCUUAACCCCACACACCACCCUGAUUUCUUCCUUCUUUUCUCUCUGCGAAGCCUUUCUAGUUGAAUUUCUAUUAAAUGCAUAUUAUUAGUGGUUUGGGUUGGGUUGCUUUCUGGUGAGAUUGACAGAGAGAAAAAGAAAGCAUUUUUUUCCCCUCAUAACUAAGCGAGUGAUAUUGUUUGUUUGAAUAAGGGAUGGCGUCGGGGUUCUCCGCCGGUGGAGGACCGGAUUUUUACACCGUCGGAAAUGGAAUAAAUAAUGGAAGAUCUGCCUCCAUGAUGUCCAUCAACAAUACUCCACAAGUGCCGUACCGGUCGACUCUAGCCGGAAUUAUUCCUGACCCGGCUUCUCACUCAAUUAAUCGGCGUUCUGAUUUGAACGGAAAACGAUCUCUGACGGAGUUUCAACAGCAGCAACACCAGCUACUUCAGCAACAUCAACAAUUUCAGUUUCAACAGCAGCAGCAGCAACAUCAGCAUCAACAACAAAUGGUGGGUUUAGGCGCGCUUUAUAAUAAUCUUCGAAACGUGAAGCCCAGAGUUAAUUACGGGCCCAUGUCUUCGUCGCCGAUAUCUCCCCUGUCGCCGGUAGACCUGUCAUCUGCGGUUUCUUCUCUCUCCCCUGAAUUGUCAUCCAUUUCAAGUUCUUCUCUGCCGAUGAAUUCUAGGUUUGGGCUACCGAUUCUCCAACAACAAUUGCGCCAGCAACAGCAACAACUGCAACAACGGAUGAACAACUUGGCCGCUAAUUCUCUUGCAAAUGGAAACAUCCUAUAUGGCACCCCUAACCGAUUCUCCUCUCCUACUAUGAACGGUAGCAUUUCGUUUCCGAAUUCGGGUCACCUCCGGCGGCCAGCGGCGACGGUUAUGCCUAUCACUACCAUGGGGAUGAGUGGACAACAAUUGCUCACACCGGCAGAAGAUGAAACAGCAACGGAGAAGAAGAUGUUGAAUAGGCUUCAUGAAUUGGAGAAAGAGCUCCUAGAUGAUGACGAAAAUUGUAGCGGUUCUGGUAGCGGUGACGCCGUCUCCGUCGUCACGAACAGCGAGUGGUCUGACACAAUUAAUAACUUGAAUUUGAUCACAACAAAUCCAAACCAAAACAAGGCGGGCAUUUCGCCGUCUCCUACUUCCUCAUCGUCUUCCUGCUCAUCAACAUCGGCUUCUCCGCCGAUAAUUACAUGUCCCCGGCAGUCCAUCUCCGAUGUUGCCACAGCCAUCUCGGAGUGUAGGAUGGAUGCAGCGGUUGAGACUCUCACGCGCCUCACCCAAGUCUCCAACUUCAAAGGCACCUCCGAGCAGAGGUUAACUGCAUAUAUGGCUUCAGCUCUACGCUCGCGCGUAAACCCCACGGAGUACCCACCCCCUGUUUCUGAGCUUUACAACAAAGAUCACGCCGUGUCAACGCAAAUGCUGUACGAGGUUUCUCCUUGCUUCAAGCUUGGUUUCAUGGCUGCGAAUCUAGCAAUUCUCGAAGCAGUAUCUGAGUCAGACCAGCUGAAGGUCCACGUCAUCGAUUUUGAUAUUCAGGGCGGGCAAUACUUGCAUUUGCUCCACGCGCUUGCGGGGAAGAAAGGCGCAGAGAAACCGGCGGUUUUAAAGAUCACCUCUUUCGUUGAUUUCGGGAAUGGGGAGGAAAAUAGGCUGAAGGCGGUUGGAGAUGAACUUGCUGGGUUGGCCAAGAAAUUAGGAGUAACCUUGUGUUUCAACGUAAUGAGUUUGAAGAUAAACGAAUUGAGCCGUGAAAAGAUCGGGGUUGAACCGGAUGAGCCUUUGGCCGUGAAUUUCGCUUUCAAGCUGUACAAAUUGCCGGACGAGAGCGUGUCCACUGACAAUUUGCGGGAUGAGGUCCUCCGGCGAGUGAAGGCACUGUCGCCCAAGGUGGUGACGCUGGUGGAGCAAGAGAUGAACUCGAACACGGCGCCGUUCGUGUCGCGCGUGAACGAGGCUUGUGGAUAUUACGGUGUAUUGUUCGAGUCGCUGGAUGCGACGGUGGCGAAGGAUAGCUCUGAGCGAGUCAGGAUAGAGGAAGGGCUGGGUCGGAAGAUGGCUAACUCGGUUGCGUGCGAAGGGAGGGACCGUGUGGAGAGAUGCGAGGUGUUUGGGAAGUGGCGGGCCCGGUUGAGCAUGGCUGGGUUCGAGCCCAAGCUCGUGAGUCCACUCGUCGCUGACUCGCUCCGGUUCAAACUCAACUCGGGGCCACGUGGCAACCCAGGCUUCACUGUCAAUGAACAAUCCGGCGGUAUCUGCUUUGGUUGGAUGGGACGAACACUCGCCGUCGCAUCUGCUUGGCGUUAAUCCUAAUUUGUUCUUCAUUUUUAAUGGGUUGUGUCUUCUUUUAUUUUAUUUUUUCCUUUUCCAAUUUUCUAGAAGAACGUAUUAUGAUUAUGAUUAUUAUUAAUAUUAUGAAUUAGUAUUAGUAAUUUCUCCUAUUAAUUGUGAAAUACUACGAACUAGUCUUCAUGUCAGUUUUUUUGCUAAUUAAUUCUACGAUUGUACUAUAUAAUGUAGCCUUUUUUCAAUGACAAGAAGAAUUGGGUUUAAGAUCCACAAAAAUUCCGAAAUAAAUUCUUAUGAUGAACUGUUUGGAUUCCCAGAGUGUCUGCAAUUUUCUUCUGCUGCUAAUUGUCUCUUACUUUGUCGUGGCUUUGGAUCUUUGAAAUUUGGGGGAUACAAAAGUGGAGUUUGGCAUUCUGCUUCAGCUGACUCUCUCAAUUGAAGUGUCAAAGAAAAUGUGGGGUAAACACAGGGUUAGAUUGUAUAUUGGUUAUGGUUGGUCUCAAAUUUGGUAGUUCUUUAGUUGGGUUGAUUACGUGGUUGCUUCCCAUUUGAUUGUCAUGGACCACGA